Messenger RNA from Cynocephalus volans (Philippine flying lemur), 2040 nucleotides. RefSeq names its product spermatogenesis associated 18 (gene SPATA18). Gene Ontology annotation, cellular component: mitochondrial outer membrane. The transcript has 14 exons. Gene Ontology annotation, biological process: mitophagy by internal vacuole formation; mitochondrial protein catabolic process. The record is from RefSeq and is a predicted model, not a curated record. Lineage: Eukaryota; Metazoa; Chordata; Mammalia; Dermoptera; Cynocephalidae.
AUGGCGGAAAACCUGAGGAGACUGGUCUCGAAUGAAUCUUUACUAUCGUUGCAGGAAAAUCUAGACUCCUGGCUGAAGGAGUACAACUCAAACACAUGUGAUCAAAAUCUAAAUAAUUGCCUGGAACUCAUUGAACAAGUUGCCAAAGUGCAGGCACAACUCUUUGGGAUCCUCACUACAGCAGCCCAAGAAGGAGGACACAAUGAUGGUGUGGAAACAAUCAAAUCACGCCUUUUGCCAUGGCUGGAGGCUUCCUUUACUGCUGCUUCCCUGGGAAAACCUGUUGACAGCAAGGUCCCCUCUCUACAGGACACAUUUGAUAGGGAGAGACAUAAAGAUUCAGGUCCUCGGGAUCGGGAUGUACAACAAUUAGACUCUGAUUUGGACUCAACCCGUAAUCAACGCAACCAGGUUCAAGACGAUCUUGCUGAAACUGAAAAGACUCUUGAAGAAACCAAGAACAGAUCGGCCAUAUCCCUUUUGGCUGCAGAGGAGGAAAUAAAUCAGCUAAAAAAGCAGCUUAAAUCUCUUCAAGCCCAGGAGGAUGCCCGCCACAGAAACUCAGGCCCCAGGAGCUCAGACCCUAGGCGCUCAGAGCAUCGGAGCUCGGAGCAUCGGAGCUCGGAGUCGCGGAGCUUCCAGCCUCGGAGCUCGCUCAAGAAGAGCAUUGACCCGCGGAAAUCCGAAGUGACAUCCGACUAUGAGAAACAGCUCCAAAAUCUGAAGGACGAGAUAGCUUUGAACAGCAGAGAGAGGUGAAUCGAAGUAUUUCCCGGCUGCUUCUCGCUCACCAGCAGGUCCUCCAAAAGCCGAUCUCCUAGUCCCACCCGUCGCAGCCGCAGCCGGAGCCGCAGCCGCAGCCGCAGCCGCAGCCGCAGCCGGCCCUCCAGCCCCUCCACCACAGUCGCGAAGGUCAGGAGCCCGUCCCCGCACCGCGCCAAGCUGUCCAACGCGGCGCGCAAGGCUGCCCUCCUGUCCCGGUUCAGCGACGCCUAUUCCCGGGCCCGGCCGGAGGCGCAGUGCCUGCUGCGGCGCUGCAUGGACAAAGCCGAGACCGUGCAGAAGAUCAUCUACAUCGCCACCGUGGAGGCAUUCCAUGUAGCUAAAAUGGCAUUCAGACAUUUCAAGAUCCGUGUGAGGAAAUCGUUGACACCAUCUCAUGUGGGGUCAAGUGACUUUGACAACGCCGUCUCGGAUUAUAUCAUUUGUCAUCUUGAUCUAUAUGAUUCCCAAAGCAGUGUUAAUGAUGUGAUCCGAGCCAUGAAUGUCAACCCCAAGAUUUCGUUCCCUCCUGAAGUUGACUUUGGCCUUCUCAGUGACUUCAUCCAGGAAAUAUGCUGCAUUGCCUUUGCAAUGCAGGCUUUAGAACCACCCCUAGAUAUUGCAUUUGGGGCAGAUGGAGAAGUUUUUAAUGAUUGCAAGUACCGCCGUAGCUACGACUCGGAUUUCACUGCUCCCUUGGUCUUCUAUCACGUGUGGCCUGCUCUCAUGGAGAAUGACUGUGUCAUUAUGAAGGGAGAAGCUGUCACCAGGAGAGGGGCUUUUUGGAAUUCUGUGCGUUCUGUAAGUCGAUGUCGAAGCAGGAGUUUAAGUCCCAUUUGCCCCCGUAGCCAUAUUGGUUUAAGCACGAUAUCUCGAAGUCGGAGCCCUUCUCCAAUAAGAUGUGGAUUGCCAAUUGUUCUAACGAGAUUUGAAAACUUGUUGCAGGGGCUGGACACAAAGAUCUGGGAUGCUUCUGGAGGUUUUAGCAGCACCUGCCCUGGCCUGUCCCAUAGUGGGUGGACUGGGCAUGGCCAGGGCGGUUUCCAGGCCCAGGCCACUGGGGGCCACCAGUGCAGCCGGCUGGUGGUGCCCACGCCAUGGCACCUGAGGAAACUCUUUUCCUACCUUAAGUGGCUUCCACACCCGUAUGUGUUGAUCAGUACUCACCCGGAGACGCCUGUAGGACCCUCUUCAGACCUACAGCUAUCUAUCUCGCUCUGUGCAGCUCUAGCCUUGCUAGUACUUUGCCCUGAAACUCUAAUCUCCUUGGCCUCCUAG